GUAUAAAAGAGUAAAUAUAGCGUGUCUCUGUUUAUUGCUAAUUUCCCCUUAUUUAUUAGUAGAAUAAAUUACAUCAAUUAGUAAUACUUUAGUCCAAGAAGGUGCACAGUCAAGUGAUUGGGUUCCGCACAUCCUCAUCAUGACAUGAGAUGAGUGAUUUCCCCCCUAGGAUUAGAGUUUUUCCACUUUCUCUUGCCACCGUAGCUUACACAAAGACAAUAAUAUAUAACGCUUCAAGGUGUACUAAACUGUUUGUUGCUAUAAAAUUCUUUUUUACGGUGUUUUCAACCCGAAAACACAGGAGUUCGGGCAGAUGCGCAGAAACUUAGCGGGUUUUACGGGGUUAAUUUACAAGUUGCGUCAUUCAAUGCGCCUCUACGUCAUCACUGAUUGACGGAAGUUGAAUGCUGUUUCGGGAAAAACAACAACACGACCCCGGUUUCCACGCCUUCUCCGCAGGGGGGUUCCUUCUCAUUGGGCACCGGCGGCUCACAGUCGGGGAGCCGGUGCGAGUGGCUCUAGGAGGAGGAUGACUUUUGUCCCGACGACGGCCACCCUGAUUUGCUGCUGUGACGCUCUCCUGCCUGGUCGAAGCUGCUGAGCGCGGCUUGAUGUGGCUCCUUCCUGGGCUGAAUCCGACCCGGGCCGGGGGAAAGCUCAUCCGAGGAUGAAUCCCCUCGCUCUGCAGCAGGUGUCCGACUUCAGCGAUUUCACCAGAGGCAGAGAUCUGAGUGACUUCCUGAGGGACAACAGUAUCGGCUCCGGCACCAGAGCUCCUCCGUUCCACCUGAGGAUCAGCCCAGAUGGGUGUCACAUCCACGUGGUCCUCUCCAAACCCAGAGCUGACCUUAUGACCUGCGAUAAGCGCAGAAGCAGCGCUCAGAUCCGCAGCCAAAGUGGUUUAGUUGUGAGCCCCGCAAAGCGGAGCCCCGUGGCGGAUGUCGUCUACUUGGACCGCGGCCGUGCAGGCGGCGGAUCGGCUCUGCUGGUUGCUUUUGAGGACGGAACCGCGGAGUUCUGGAGGUUCUGUGAACCCGAUUCAGGCUGGCAUCGGCUGCACGGCUCGGACUUGUGCGACACCCCCGGGGCGAAGGUGGUUUCCGUGUGCGCCGCUGGGGGACGCAUCGUGUGGUGCGAGAGGAGACGGCCGGUGGAGAACCCAUCCGAGGAGAACCCACCGCUCCUCGAUGGCCCACGGCUCUGCUUCACGUACAGCAUCUGCAGCAGAGCUUUCGAGCUGGACCAGGAGACGGUGCGCCUGGGGAGGGCCGAGGUGGUGCUGCGGGACGGUCCCCCUUUCGUGGUGGUCGCCUCCGCGGAGAACGUGUACCUCCUGCCGGACUCGAGGGCCUCUGCUCCGGGGAGCACCUCCAGGCUCCUUCUCGGGUGGUCCCCUUGCAGAGAUCAGGUCGCCGUCUACAGCAUCUGCGAAGGGUCCAUCCUGAUGGCGGAGCCGUCCGCCGCCGCAAAGGGGUCCGACUUCCGACGGUUGGUCUCCGAGUGCCUCGUGGCGUUGUUGGCUGCCGACCCCGUGGAACUCCGCUCCUUUUCGACAACUGGAGAUGGCGGCUUGGUUCUGCUCCUGAGCUCCGGCUGGAUCUGUGUGAUGAACGUGGACGGCGUCUUGAGACGGGUCCACAGACUAGCUGAAAACGGCGCCACCAGCAACUGCGACCGCAUUAGCAUGAACGCCUAUUCCGAUUGCCUAGCAGUUGUUGAGGGGCGGGUCCUUCAUGUGAUUGACUUGCAGUGUGGCUUGGAGUUGGGCAGAAUCCCACUACGUGAUGAUGGGAUCCUCUUCUUGAACCACGACGAGAGACAUGUCCCACAUUUGCUGACGGACACCGGGCUGUUCCUGGUCAGGCUUCACGAGUCGAGAUCCGAUCACAAUCCCGGCCAGGACUCGUCCCGCAGCGUCAGGCUGGAUUCGGUCCUGGAGGAGGUUGUCUUUGAGGAGGCCUGCAGGCGGUACCAGACAAGGACCCUGAGCGGCAUGCAGUUAACCGUAGACAAGAUGAUGAGUGAGGGGAAGUUACAGGCCCCCAUUUUGCUGUCCUCUGUUCUUAGGGACUACCUCAAGGAGAGGACAGUCAGCAGCUGGACACAAGGAGGAGUCCAUGGCUGCAAGAAGUUACUGAGGAUCCUGGAGCCAGAGCUGAAGAAGCUGGCGCUGCUGGAGGAUGUUAAGACAUCGGUGCUCACGGCAUCGGAAAGCCAGCUGCGGAGACACUGCGAGAUACUGGUGCAAGAGGAGCUCGUCCGCCUCCUGAGGACAGAGUUGAACGGAAAGGAUGUUCUCUACUUGAAUGUAGUUUUUAGCUCAUUCCCCUCUGAGUCCUGGGAGGCCGUGCAGACGCUCUUGCGCCUGAGCGAGACUAAAGACGGAGCUCUGUCCUCGGAGGCUCCUGCCGCAGUGUGGAGGACGGUGCUCGCGCCCGUCCAGCCAGAGGACACCUCUGUGCUGCUGACUCCUCUGCCCAUUUUUGAGCUCCUCUGCCGCUUGUUCCUUCUCUUUCAGCCCGGGCAGCUGCCGUUGUUUGUGGACCUGGCACAGCAGCAUGCGAUUGGCCCGUCGCACUCCUCCUCCGGCUCUCUCAUUGGUUUGUACGGGACGGAGGCGGAAUCUGAAGGACAGCCCCUGUACAAGCGGGCCAUCUCGGUGCUGCUGGGACCAGGCUGUUCCCAGGACCUGGAGGUAGAGCUGCUGCUGCGCAGCGGGAGACCCAACGGGGUCCUGCAGGCCCUGCGACUCCUACUGGACCAGGGUCAGUGGGGUCAGGCCGUCGGGCUGGCGGAGCGGUUCUGUGGGAGGAGCCCCCUGCUCAACAAGGAGAUCUUCACCACCCUGCUGAGAAAGGGCUGCCAGUACAGGAACUUAGACCCGUACCUGGACAGGAUCCGGGCCCUGUGUCCCGAGGACAUGACGGCGAGUUCCAUCAUUAGGGUGGUGCUGGAGAGCCUCUCUGGCUCUGGGUCCGAGCCGCUACCUUUUCGGAAUCGAGGCGAUCAUCUCACCGUGGCUCCACUGAGACCCCUGCUGGCCCACGUGCUCCAGAGGGAGACUCGACCCCACUACGGCUAUGGCGACCUCACUCGGUUCUCCGCAAUCCCACCCCCCAUCCCCCCACGACGGCCCCGGGGAGCUUGUCAGGUAGCGGCCCUCAGAGUACAGCAAGAGCAAUUAUAA
Molecule: messenger RNA, 3187 nt
Organism: Scleropages formosus (Asian bonytongue)
Lineage: Eukaryota; Metazoa; Chordata; Actinopteri; Osteoglossiformes; Osteoglossidae
Product: Hermansky-Pudlak syndrome 6 protein-like
Exons: 1
Coding region: 668-3187 (839 amino acids)
Biological process (GO): organelle organization; protein localization to membrane; lysosome localization
Cellular component (GO): BLOC-2 complex; lysosomal membrane
Source: RefSeq, a predicted model, not a curated record